Aaosphaeria arxii CBS 175.79 is the source of this 1467-nucleotide messenger RNA. RefSeq names its product major facilitator superfamily transporter. Gene Ontology annotation, biological process: transmembrane transport. The record is from RefSeq and is a predicted model, not a curated record. The transcript has 3 exons. Gene Ontology annotation, molecular function: transmembrane transporter activity. Gene Ontology annotation, cellular component: membrane. NCBI's taxonomy places the organism in Eukaryota, Fungi, Ascomycota, Dothideomycetes, Pleosporales. Bases 1 to 1467 code for a protein of 488 amino acids.
AUGUCAUCUGUUCCAAGAGAAAAAUGGUGGCACAUCAAAUGGUUCUCUGAUGAGGAUACCAAAGAGGAGCGACGGCUCAUCACCAAGAUCGACAUGUUCCUUGUCCCCUAUUCCGUCCUCGCAUACUGGGUCAAAUACAUUGAUCAAUCUAACCUUAACAAUGCUUACGUCGCGGGAAUGAAGGAGGACCUUGGAUUCAGAGGCAAUGAGUUGGUCCAGCUACAGACUCUCUUCACUCUCGGAUCAGUCCUCGGCCAGAUACCUUUCCUUUUCAUCAUGACAUACGUCCCUAUUCACUGGCUUAUUCCAAUCUGCGACAUCCUCUGGGGCGUCUUCACACUUCUGCAAUACCGCGUACAUGGGUAUGCAGAACUUGCUGCGUACCGUUUCAUGAUUGGAUGGUUUGAAGCAGCCUUCUUCCCGGCCAUGCAUUACGUCUUUGGAUCUUGGUAUAGGGGUCAUGAGAUCGCUCGACGUGGUGGAAUCUUUUAUACCGGACUCGCUCUCGGCACUUUGACUGCAGGUCUUAUCCAAGCUGGUGCUUCUCAUCGACUCGAAGGCGUUCACGGCCUUGAGGGAUGGCGUUGGAUGUACAUAAUAUGCGCCAUCAUAACCAUACCCGUCGGUAUUAUCGGAUAUUUUGUUCUGCCUGGAACUGUCGACCAGCCCAACCGAUGGAUCGUUACGGACCAUGAUGUCGAAGUAUCACGUAAACGACUAGAAAAGCAUGGCCACGUCACCAAAGGCAAGAUGAAGUUCAAACACAUCACCAAAACCCUUCUCGGCUAUCGAUUCUGGCUCAUCGUCCUGACGGAUGCGCUCUUUUGGAAUGCUGGCAUUCACAAAUCCACUGGAUCAUUCUUGCUAUGGAUUAAGUCUCUCGGCAAUGGAAAACGCUACAGCAAAGCCCGCGUCAACGAGCUCGGAACCAUCGCACCCGCUCUCGGUAUUCCGUACACACUGUUUGCCUGCUUCGCAUCAGAUUUGUUGAUUGGUCCAGCGAAUGCAAUCACCAUGUGCUCGGUCUUCAAUGCAAUCGGCCUCGUUAUUCUCACCAUCUGGUCCGUUCCCGAAAAUGCACUUUGGUUCGCGUUCGCAACAAUGUACUGGUCAAACGCCCUGUCCAGUGUCUUUCACGGCUGGGUCAAUAAUCUUCUUAGAGACAGUCCCGAGGAAAGAAGUUUUACUUUGGUUCUGAUCAACCUUUUGUCCCAGUCCUCCACCGCUUGGACACCACUACUCACAUUCCCGACUGUCGAAUCGCCGAGAUUCCGGAAAGGAUUCUCUUUCUGUCUGGGCUGUGCAAUUGCUCUCAUCAUCUUUACUUGGGUCAUGUACUUUGCCCUUAAGUACGACAAGAAGAAGGAGGAAGGGACUUCCGAUGAGGAGUUCCAAAACAGCGCAUCAGGUUCGUCGAUUGACCAGGACCGACCUGUCGAGACAGAAGACAAGAUUUCUGCCCAUUGA